Molecule: messenger RNA, 2133 nt
Organism: Sclerotinia borealis F-4128
Lineage: Eukaryota; Fungi; Ascomycota; Leotiomycetes; Helotiales; Sclerotiniaceae
Source: the annotation of a GenBank genome assembly
AUGACUAUCCGUGGUACUACCUCUACUUUUACCCCCGAGGUGCUGAUUUCUGCACCUCGAAGAUCAGCAGCAACGCCAAACGCAGACGGUAGAUUGGCAUUGUAUACUGUGUCGACUUAUUCUUUCCAAUCCCAUUCCAAGGGCGCUAAAAUCAAUGUCUUAGAGAUAGACACUGGUAAAACUUCAACUCUGAGCGAUGAUUUGAGUGACAGUGAGCCAGUGUGGCUGGGAUGGAAGAAUGAGGUAGUAUGGUUGAGAUCUGGAGAGAAAGGAGCUACGCAUUUGGUACUUGCCGAUGCGGAUGACCUGGAAAAGGAGCCAAAGAUAAUCACGACAUUCGAUGGCGCUAUCUCCAACAUAAAGAUUACAGCUCUUGCCUCGAACGUUGCGGGCAUAGCUGUUACCGGUUUGGCAACUCCAUCUGGAAAGCUAUAUAACGCUGCGAUAGCCAAAAAGCCUUUGUCAACAGCUAAGACAUACUCGAAGCUAUUUGUGAGAGAGUGGGAUGCAUGGGUUACGGAGAAUAAGAGUGCUAUCUGGUACGGAACGAUCACAAGAAGCAAGGAUUUCGGAAAUGUUGAAUUUUCUGGACUGGCAAAUGCUUUGACCGGCCAUAAGAUCUCUCUCGAAUCUCCAGUGCCACCUUUUGGAGGAACAGGAGAUUUUGAUAUCAGUAAAAAUGGUAUAGUUUUCGUUGCCAAAGAUCCCAAGAUUGAUCCAGCCAACUUUACGAAAACCGAUCUAUACUACAUUCCCCUGAAGACAUUUACAGAGUCUCAGGCCCCGACGCCCCAGUUGAUCGAGACUGGUAGCCUGAAGGGUUAUAGUCAAGGGCCGGUGUUCUCACCAGAUGCGAAGUCGGUGAUCUUUACAAGAAUGAAGAAUAUACAGUACGAAAGUGAUAAAACAAGACUUUUAUUGAUACCUGAUAUUACUGACCUCACAAACGUGCAAGAAUUUUUUGAGACAGAGGACGGGAAGGGUGGAUGGGACCUGAAACCAGAGAAUGUUACUUUCAGUAAGGACGGGAAGACGAUAUAUGUAACAGCAGAGGAAGACGGGCGAGUAAAACUGUUUAAGCUACCAGCAUCUCCACGCCAUGCUACGGAGUUACCAGAAGCUCUAACCAGUAACGGAGCUGUUACGGAUAAACAAGUUCUUCCAGAUGGUAAUUUGUUCCUCAGCGGGAGUUCAUUAAUUGACAACAGCAUUUAUUCAAUCAUCAACCCCUCCAAGCCGUUUGAGAAUAUCACUGUUUCAUCGAGUUCGGAUGAAGGAAAAGCUUUCGGACUUUCACAAAACCAGGUUGAUGAGUUCUGGUAUACAGGAGCCGAAGAUUACAAAGUCCACGCUUGGGUAUUCCGACCUUCAAACUUCGAUAAAAACAAGAAGUAUCCUCUCGCUUAUCUCAUUCAUGGUGGACCGCAAGGCGCCUGGAAUGAAAGUUGGAGCACGCGCUGGAACCCCGCAGUAUUUGCUGAGCAGGGCUACGUUGUGGUGACUCCAAACCCUACAGGAAGUACCGGGUAUGGCAUGGCCUUACAGGAUGGUAUCAAAGGCCAAUGGGGAGGACGUCCAUACAUAGACCUUGUGAAGGGAUUCGAGUACAUCGAGAAGAACUUAUUCUACGUCGACACCGACCGUGCUGUUGCCUGUGGAGCCAGCUACGGCGGCUUCAUGGUCAAUUGGAUUCAAGGCCACGAUCUGGGUCGCAAAUUCAAAGCUCUCGUAACUCACGACGGUGUUUUCUCAACCCUGAACCAAUAUGCAUCCGAAGAGUUGUUCUUCCCUCAUCAUGAUUUCGAAGGAACACUCUGGGAUAAUCCUGAAGGGUAUCAGAAAUGGAACCCUGCCAAUCACACUGCAAACUGGGAAACCCCUCAUCUUAUUAUUCAUAACGACUUGGACUAUAGAUUGCCCAUUUCAGAGGGAUUGGCCCCUUUCAACGUGUUGCAGACGCGUGGAGUGGACAGUAGAUUUUUGACGUUUCCAGAUGAGAAUCAUUGGGUGCUGAAACCUGAGAAUUCCAGAGUCUGGCAUAAGGAGGUUCUUGACUGGAUUAAUAAAUAUAGUGGUAUUUCCAAGGAGAAUGAGGAGUUGAGAAAGGGGAUUGAGAAAUUGAGUGUGAUCUGA